This is a messenger RNA of Cladophialophora immunda, 1550 nucleotides long. RefSeq lists its product as uncharacterized. The record is from RefSeq and is a predicted model, not a curated record. Gene Ontology annotation, cellular component: membrane; endomembrane system. Bases 250 to 993 code for a protein of 247 amino acids. NCBI's taxonomy places the organism in Eukaryota, Fungi, Ascomycota, Eurotiomycetes, Chaetothyriales, Herpotrichiellaceae. The transcript has a single exon.
CUUUUCUCUUUCUUUCUCUCUUACUUUGCAUGCAUUAUAGAUCGAUCGGGACGCGCUGCGUACACGCCCGGGGACAUUUCCACUGGACGCUCAUUAUUGUGAACCCUGUCUUUUCUUGUCUCUUGAUUUAUUCCUUGGUAUAUUAGGUUGCAAACCGAGCGGCAUCCCCAAAACCGUCCACCUUGUACUCGCCGUCCCCCGUUCCCAUCCCCGCCGAGCUCUCUGCAAAAGGCUUCGAAACGAGCCAUAAUGGCCGCUCACCCACAGUCUCCGACCCUCCGCAUGGACAAACUAAUCCAACGCCACCCGCUCCAAAAGCUCCAUUCGCCGUCGCGAGGAGUCUCGGCACUGCUUCACUCGGUCGGGCUGGCCAGUUUCAGCUACAGCUUCAACUGGCUGAGCACGCACCCGAACCACAUCAACAGCGCAUACGGCUGGCACUUCCAGUACCUCACCAUCAUCGGCCUGACGCUCGCGACCGUCACGUUCGUGCUGGGCCUGCUGGCGGACCUGACCCUGUCGCCGCGCCUGUUCGCCGCCAAGAACGUGCUGAGCAUGUGCUCGGCCCCGAUGGAGGUGCUGGUCAGCACGCUGUACUGGGGCCUGCGCGCGAUCGACCCGGAGCUGGUGGUGCCCAAGGAGCUGGCGCUGCCGCUCCCCACGGACGUCAGCUUCCACCUCACCCCGUCGGCGCUGCUGCUCGUCGACCUCCUGCUCUUCAGCCCGCCCUGGACCAUCACCGUCCUGCCCGCCAUCGUGCUCAGCACCGUCAUCGCCUUCCUGUACUGGUUCUGGAUCGAGCUGUGCUACUCGUACAACGGGUUCUACCCCUACCCGCUCUUCGGCAUGUUGGAUCAGACGCAGCGGGUCGGGCUGUUCGGCAUGAGCGCCGUCGUCAUGGCGGGCAACACGGUCGUGCUGAAGCGGGUCUAUGGGUACCUCAACGGCUUUCAGAGGACGGGGGUAGAGGUUCCGGGGAGGGUGAAGAGUUAGAAUCGAUUGAGAAGACGUCCAAGAAAGGGUUAGAAGAUAGAAAUCUGAACAACAGAAGAUGGGCAUCCUUGGGGAGGGUGGCCCGGUCCAGAUUCUGAUAUUGUGAGUGGGAAAGAUGGAGGUUGCAGCCCCUCCGUUAUACGGGCGUUAGAAUGAUUCGGAGAAGGAAGAGGCUCCGUCAGCGCUGCGAUGAGGAUCAAGCAUGUUGGGGGUCGCAAUCUACCUGGUCCGUCUGGAGUGAUUGGGUGCAGAAGGAGGAGUUUACAAGGCCAUGUGCUCCCGUCACACUUUGGAUAAGUGAUUGUCGAACUUCUGCUCCGGUAUCCCGGCGUGAGACUGAUAGAUAGAUGUGAAGCCUAUGGUAUUCUACGAGGACCUCACUCUGAAAUGAGAACGAGAUCUCGUGUAUUCAACAGUACCACGUUCAACCUCCACGGUUUGGUCCGGCAGGAGCAGAGGCAGGUGCCAGGCUCUUCGAAAGCUGUACCUUCUGCAAAAUAGGUACAUAGACUCUUCUCUCACUGAAUCUCUGAAUACGCGCUGAGCGCCAACUGUCC